Molecule: messenger RNA, 1047 nt
Organism: Culicoides brevitarsis
Lineage: Eukaryota; Metazoa; Arthropoda; Insecta; Diptera; Ceratopogonidae
Product: procathepsin L-like
Exons: 4
Coding region: 1-1047 (348 amino acids)
Biological process (GO): positive regulation of apoptotic signaling pathway; positive regulation of peptidase activity; immune response
Cellular component (GO): lysosome
Molecular function (GO): cysteine-type endopeptidase activity; cysteine-type endopeptidase activator activity involved in apoptotic process
Source: RefSeq, a predicted model, not a curated record
AUGAAUAUCAAAUUACUACUGCAUUUUGCGAUUAUUUACCUUUCAAUUAAAUUCACGAGUGGUCGUCAAUGGAAAACUCGCAUCGAAGCACUUGAUCGUACUUCAGAUAAAAAUUACGAGAUUUAUUCCACGUGGGAUGAUUAUAAACACGCUUACAACAAAAGCUUUUCCAUGGAUUAUCGCGAGCAGCGUCGACAAAAGGCUUUCGAGAAGAACUUGAAUGAAAUCAACAAACACAAUGCGGCUUUUGAGCAAGGGCAAUCGACAUUUAAAAUGCGCACGACGAGCAUGUGUGACUUGGAACCGCAGGAAUAUCGUUCGCGUUACAUAAAAUUGGAAAAAAGUGAAAUAACUUUUACGGACAGUCCUGAUGUUGUGCGAUCGUUUCACGGUGUUGCCGACUCGGAUUUGCCCACAGCUGUCGAUUGGCGCGAAGAAGGUUUUAUUACGCCGCCCGAGAAUCAAAAGUCGUGUGGAGCAUGUUAUGCCUUUUCCAUUGCGGGAUCCGUCGAAGGACAAGUUUAUGCACGAAUUAAUCGCAUUAUCAAGCUGAGUGUGCAACAAAUGGUCGAUUGUUCGACGUCGCAUGGGAAUCAUGGAUGCAGCGGCGGCUCGUUACGCAACACAUUGCGUUACCUGGAAGAGCGUGGCGGCUUGAUGCGAGAGAAGGAUUAUCCGUAUGUGGCAGCACAAAAUAAAUGCAAAUUCAUCGAGCAACUUUCCAUCGUAAAUGUUACGACAUGGGCCAUUUUACCUCCAAAGCAGGAAGAAUUGCUCCAAAUUGCCGUUGCCACAAUAGGACCGAUUCCAAUUUCGAUAAAUGCUGCUCCGAGAUCUUUUCAGCUCUACAGUUCCGGCAUCUACGACGAUCCCGAUUGCAAAAGUAACGCUGUUAAUCAUGCCAUGUUGCUCAUAGGGUACACGCCGAAAUAUUGGAUCAUCAAAAAUUGGUGGGGUAAAAAUUGGGGCGAAAAUGGCUACAUGAAGAUUGUACGAGGCAAAAAUAUGUGUGGAAUUGCGAAUUUUCCAGCGUACGCCGUUGUUUAA